This is a messenger RNA of Drosophila kikkawai, 882 nucleotides long. RefSeq lists its product as uncharacterized. Lineage: Eukaryota; Metazoa; Arthropoda; Insecta; Diptera; Drosophilidae. The record is from RefSeq and is a predicted model, not a curated record.
CAGCAGCAGCAGCAGCCGCUGCAGGAAAAGCGGUCGGUCCACCACUGGAGCAGCAUCAGGAGUAGAGAAUUUUUGCCCACAGGAUGCGUAGCCGCACCGAGCUGGUGACCACCACGUUUGUGGAAAGCGACGAGGAGGACUUCAGUCCGGACGAUGACUCUGACUCGGAGGAGGACUGGCGGCCCACUAAAAAGCGUCCGACCAAAGCAGCUGGCUCUGAUGGCGGCGGCAGGAAGCGGAAAUCGGCGGCGGCCACGGCCUCAAAGGCCAAGCGCCGGAUGGCCAAGGUGAGCGACGAGGAUUCCGAGAAUGACGAUGACCUAGAAACAGAUCCUAGCGACGACGACUUUGACUAUCCAUCGGCCAGCACCUCCUCGAAGAGGCCGCAAAGCCUGCCGCCGAAAAAGCAGUUCGUCAAGCUAAGCCAGCUGGAUCUGUUGGUCAAGAAGUCCGAUCUCAUGGAAAAAGACUGGCUAAAGAACAAUCGUUUGUGUUUAUGGCGCAAGGAUGAUCAGACGACCCUCCUGCAGAAGUAUCUGCGGGUCAAGUCUGGAGCCGAGGAGGAAGAACUGCUUUUUACCUCUAGUUCAGUGUAUUCCAGUUGGGAUGAGCAGCAGACCAGCGAUUUCAUAGAGGUCAAAGUCAAUUGCUUGGAUCCCAAUAAUAGACGCAUUAAGCUACAGGAUCUAGAGGCCGUUAAGAAGAUCUCCGAAGAGCUGCAAUUGGAAAGAGAUACAAGCGCAGCAUCCGACAAAGAAGACGAUGCCGAGGAAGACGAGGACGAAAAGCCAAAUGAUGCUGAUUAAACUAUUAAAUAUACAAACCGAAUUAACAUUUUCCCUAGCAAUUAAAAACUAAACUAGUUGGCCAAGUUAGCGUUAG